Molecule: messenger RNA, 354 nt
Organism: Phytophthora infestans T30-4
Lineage: Eukaryota; Oomycota; Peronosporomycetes; Peronosporales; Peronosporaceae
Exons: 1
Coding region: 1-354 (117 amino acids)
Source: RefSeq, a predicted model, not a curated record
AUGCCAGACGCCAAAUUUGCGGAAAACCCGAAAGUGGAGGCGUUUUUACGUGGUCCUGAUUUUAUCAUGAAGGUGACGAAGGGAAUGCAGAAAUUCAAGAGCUUCCAAGAUGCUAACAAUUAUGCAGCUAAAUGGACACGCGAAGACCAAGUGAAUGCCUCGUUCGAGACGGAAGCAAGUUCGAUGAAUGCUGAUGCUGUUGUGACUAUCACGAAAACGCGCAAAUGGUUUGAGGAACGUCAGCGCAGAUUACUGGCAUACAAAGCAGAGCUAAACCGGCUGCAGGAACACUGCGAAGGACACUGCGAAGGAGACACCAAUGGUGGCGACGAGAAGCGCGUUCGUCUUGAGUAG